This is a messenger RNA of Abrus precatorius (Indian licorice), 1316 nucleotides long. RefSeq names its product endoplasmic reticulum metallopeptidase 1-like. Gene Ontology annotation, biological process: proteolysis. Lineage: Eukaryota; Viridiplantae; Streptophyta; Magnoliopsida; Fabales; Fabaceae. The coding region runs from base 74 to 1021 and encodes 315 amino acids. The transcript is spliced from 8 exons. Gene Ontology annotation, molecular function: metalloexopeptidase activity. The record is from RefSeq and is a predicted model, not a curated record.
ACCAAAUCAUCUUUCAAUUUCCUUCCCUCCAAUAACUCAGUGCGCGCACACACACACACACAAAACAACGAUCAUGUUUGGUUCAGUUGCAUCUAAAGUUACUUCAGCUGCUUCUAAAGUGGCUAGUAGUGUGCCUGUGCCUGUGCCUGUUACUACUAAACAGGAGACAAGUUUCUCAGAGGCUGAAGCAUUCAAACAUGUCAAUGCUUUCUCUCAAAUGGCCUCUCACCCUGGUGCCUCUUCUCAUCAGAAUCCUGCCCUUCAGUAUGUUUUGAAAGAGAGUGAAAAUAUUAAGGAAACAGCUCACGGGGACUUGAAGGUUGAACUGGAUCUUCUCCCUGCAAUCUCUGGUGGAUCGGAUCAGAAGCAUGUCGCUCUAAAAUUUUUGCCAAAACAUGAAUCUGAAGUGAAGAACAAAUCUAUUCUGGUCUCUGCUCAUGUUGACACUGUUUUUUCAGAAGAUGCAAAUGACAAUUCAAAUGUUGCUGUUAUGCUGGAACUUGCUCGUGGAUUGUCUCAUGCUCAUAGUAUAAAGAAUCCUGUUAUAUUCUUUUUCAAUACUAGCGAGGAGGAGGGUCUUGAUGGUUCUCACAGCUUCAUCACUCAGCAUCCUUUUGGUGAAACUGUUCGUUUGGCUAUUGAUCUGGACAGCAUUGGCUUGGGAGAGAAGUCUAGUACUUCUGAGGAUAGUGGAUUAAAGGAUGCUUUUAUUACCUUAUUUGACAUGGAGAAAGAAGCUCAGAUGCAGAGAUAUGUUCUUGAUUUGGGCGCCUAUUCCACUUAUCCUCGAGGGUCUAUAACUACUCAGGAUCUUUUCGCUUCAGAACUUAUAGCUAGUGCACCAGAUUUCAAACCAAUCCAACCUAACAGAGGGCUUUCUGGCCUUGAAUUCGGAUUUGAAGACCGGGGUGUUACACACCAUGCCAAGAAUAAAACUCUGAAGCCAGGAUCUCUUCAACAUCUGGGAGAGAACACGCUUGCUUUCUUGCUUCAGACGGCGACCACUCUGGAUACUAAUUAAAAGUUUAAAAUUUAUUAUUAGUUCUUAUAUUUAGUAAAAACCUGAAAAUAAUAUGAUUUUAGUUCCUUAUCUUAUUGAGGACUAAAAACCUAUGGUUUUUGUAAUUUUUAAGAACUAAAAAUAAGGAGUGCAGAAGUUGAAGAUGUGUUAAAUAAAAAAUGACUUAUGUGUUGUGUAUAUUAAAGUGUGAUGGAUAAUAAAUAUUGGAAAGUUUGAGUGUUGAGAUUUAUGUGAAUUUAUGUUUUUGCAUGUAUCAAAACAGUCAAAUCUUUGUGUUUAAUUGCAACCUUUGAGU